Messenger RNA from Perca fluviatilis (European perch), 2880 nucleotides. It is a transcript of the gene ist1, whose product is annotated as IST1 factor associated with ESCRT-III. The coding region runs from base 136 to 1173 and encodes 345 amino acids. The record is from RefSeq and is a predicted model, not a curated record. Gene Ontology annotation, biological process: protein transport. Lineage: Eukaryota; Metazoa; Chordata; Actinopteri; Perciformes; Percidae. The transcript has 10 exons.
CCCCUUGAGGUAAAAUUCCCAUGAUGUCACCAUUGACAUAUAAGAUCAUUACGGAAGUGAACCGGGCGACGAAACAGACAGAAACCCAAAUAAGUUGGUGUACGCUUCAUUGAUAUUUACAGAUAGUCUAUCAUCAUGCUGGGAGGAGGAUUUAAAGCAGAGAGGCUAAGAGUCAACCUCCGGCUGGUCAUUAACCGACUCAAACUCCUUGAGAAAAAGAAAACUGAGCUUGCUCAAAAGGCAAGGAAAGAGAUCGCAGAUUACCUUUCAUCGGGAAAGGAUGAGCGGGCACGAAUCCGUGUGGAGCACAUUAUCAGAGAAGACUAUAUGGUGGAAGCCAUGGAGAUCCUGGAGCUCUACUGUGACCUCCUGCUGACUCGCUUUGGUCUCAUUCAGUCCAUGAAGGAACUGGACCCAGGCUUACAGGAGGCAGUGUCCACUCUCAUCUGGGCAGCUCCUCGCCUCCAGGCAGAGGUGUCUGAACUAAGAACUGUAUCUGAGCAGCUAUGUGCAAAAUAUAGCAAGGAGUACGGCAAGCUGUGCAGGACGAACCAGAUUGGCACGGUCAAUGAUAGGCUGAUGCAUAAACUGGGCGUGGAGGCCCCUCCCAAGAUCUUGGUGGAGCGCUACCUGAUAGAGAUCGCCAAGAACUAUAAUGUGCCAUAUGAACCUGAUGCCAUGGUCCGGCCCGAGGUGUCUCUUGGAGAAGAUGCAGACCUGAUUGACGUGGACAAUGACAAGAAGUCUGGAAGAGGAGGAGGAGGGGGGGGUGGUGGAGGUUUCACUGCUCCCAAUGCAGCUAUGCCCAUGCCUAUGCCCAUGCCCAUGCCUAUGCCAACAGCUUUCAACUAUCCACCUCCCAAAGGAGCGGAACCGUAUAAUGCUCCAGUUGGAACCUACAAUGACUUCCAGCACCCCAUGGGAGGAGGGCUGCCCCCUCAGCUGCCCUCAUGUCCCCCCACAUACGAGUCUAUUGAUGACCUAACCGUCAAACCUUUUGUUCCUUCACAGGCCGUAGGUCCCGGCCUAUUUGACAACAACGCUCUCCCAGAACUCCCCUCUGUUCCCGACACACUCCCCACAUCCUCCUUCGGCAGAAACGCCACAAACUCGGAUGACAUUGAUUUUGACGACUUAACGCGGCGGUUCGAGGAGCUGAAGAAGAAGACCUAAUUGCUAUAUCCCUGGUCUACACACACACACAUAUACACACACACAUACACAUACACACACAUACACACACAGGCCUGUGCCAUCAUCUACGCAGCUCAGAACAGGAAAUGGAAAACAAGUUCAAGGCUAUGAAUCCGAUUUGGAUAGUUCUCCACCUUCCACGGUGAAGUAAUCUUAAAUAGAUAUUAAACAAAUAUGUAUUCUUACCUCAUUUGUAUAAUUAUGAACUUGUCAGUUAACAGAAUUCUCAUUUCAGUUGGCAGUACCAGUGACUGCCACAUGUUUUAAUUUCUUUCUACAGGGCACAUAAUCUAUAUUCUUACAUGCAAUCACGUGGGUGUCGGCUGCUGUUCACUCCUUCUCAUUUAAGGUUACACUGACUUUUAACGUUUCCAAUUUGUCUGUGUGAUCUACUAUAUAACCUAAUUUAGAUUUUAAUUGUUUUUCCAGGGGACUUUUUGGGUCUGACGAAUAUUUACAGUACAUGCCUUGAUUUGACUUCGCACUGUGUCACUCAGUUCUGUCUCAGACUAGUCAAACAGGCCCGACUGGCCGCCCCAGUUUGAUGAGAAGCUGCCGUUCACGGUAACAAAGGCUAGAGAUAAUUUCUGAGCUAAGGGCACAAUACACAACAAUUUUCUUUGCAUAAAGGUAUCGGACUGAUGGAAGCCAUAUUUUCAGUGUCUUGCGCAGUCAUGCAGUUUUGUCACUGUGGAAAUGAUGUUUUAAAACCCUCUCUUCAAGGUUUAUUUAUACUAGAAAAAAGGGGUGUAUGAGCUCUUCAGGAAAAGCUCAUGGGGACACAUGUCAAACCUGUUACAGGGGUAUAGUGUAUGGAAAUCUGUAAUAUAAUACAAUAACGAUAUAUAGACCUAUUUACAGGAAAGAUUGAACUGUAAAGCAUAAAGUUUGGUAGUAGGGAGUUGUCCAUAUUUGACAAAUCUGGUUUUUAUAUACAGUAUCUCCAAAUAAAGGUUUUUUUUUUUUUUUUGCCCCUUUGAAUGUCAGUCUUUUCAAAUACAUGCACCUUCUUAUUGUUAAAGUACUUAAUUUACAAGCAAAAUGUGUGCAGACAUGAGCAGCCACACAGCAACCUUAUUUGAUUGAUUUGAUAUAAAUAUUGAUCAGUUGGUUUAGUCCUCUGUGAUCGUGUGUGCAUGUGUCUUAUUCUGUAUGUGCAACACCACUGCAUUUGCCUUAGUCACCAUUUCUCAUUGGAUGCCUUGCCAGUCUGUAUUAUUAUGGAUUAGAUUACACUUUGCUUUAUUAGCUUUGCCCAAACGCAAUUCUCUAAAAACCUGUUAAGUUGAAAUUUGUGUAUUUGAUGAAAAAACACCUGUACUGGCAAUAGAGGUCGAUGUUUCUAUUUCUUGUGGAGAAAUGGGAAACAUUUCUCCACAAGGUCCAAGGUUUUGUUGACAUACAGACGUGACGCGUCGCUGCAACCUAACCCCACCCAGCUCUGCUUGCAUGGCAAAUGGACGAUGGCCUUGAAUAACAUGAUUCAGCAAUCUCUGGAAAGCGAAUUAAAAAGCUUUCCAGCUGGGUGAUAGACUCAGUUUAUUGAUAUGUUUUACAUAUGUUGGAUAAAGUAGAGGGAGAGAUUAUUAACACUACAGAACUGUGAUCUGAUCACUGUCUUUUCUAUGUUGGAUUGUUCUUUCAUGAUAAACAUUGAGACACAAAAUGGUGUCUUGUUGCAAAAAA